This is a messenger RNA of Protopolystoma xenopodis, 441 nucleotides long. NCBI's taxonomy places the organism in Eukaryota, Metazoa, Platyhelminthes, Monogenea, Polystomatidea, Polystomatidae. The record is from the annotation of a GenBank genome assembly.
AUGGACAAUCAGUGGGAAUCGCGAUCAACUGGAGAAGGAGGCAUGGUAGAACGAAGACGAGUCGAGUGCAAAGACUCUGACGUAUAUGACGAAGACCUCGAUGAAGACGAGACUGUUGGGGAAGAUGAAGAAAAACAAGAGGACCGGGAUGAGGAAGGAGAUAAACUAGAGAUAAGAACCUUGGGGUUGUUAGAUGGCCGGCUGGAAAAUGAAGUAAUGUCGCCCGAAUCUAACGCAUCUUCUUCAUCCACAUUGGUCGUCAGCCAACACACGGACACGACGCCACGGCCGUCAAGCCAUCGAAGGCCGUGGAGGUCAAGUCAAAGCAGACCAAGAUAUUCGUCUAAGGUGGCAAUGGAUGGCAAUAAGGGUGGAUUACGUAGAGGUCUUGCGGAAGCGCUCGCUGAUGAAGAUGAGGUGCUUUGGGUAUGUUCCUUAUAA